Annulohypoxylon maeteangense is the source of this 1431-nucleotide messenger RNA. Its product is annotated as MFS general substrate transporter. The coding region runs from base 1 to 1431 and encodes 476 amino acids. The record is from RefSeq and is a predicted model, not a curated record. Gene Ontology annotation, molecular function: transmembrane transporter activity. Gene Ontology annotation, cellular component: membrane. Gene Ontology annotation, biological process: transmembrane transport. NCBI's taxonomy places the organism in Eukaryota, Fungi, Ascomycota, Sordariomycetes, Xylariales, Hypoxylaceae. The transcript is spliced from 6 exons.
AUGGAUUCCAGCCCAAGCAAAGUCGAUGCAAUAAUCGACAAUACAGAAAUCUCGGAUCAGAGCAAUGGCGCUGAAAUAACUCAUGAUCGGGAGUUCUCGGAAGCUGAUAAUGGGUUCGAAAAGGCUGUUAUGAAGAAGGUAGAUCUAUGGCUUGUCGGGUUUUACUCGUUAGUCUAUAUCUUCAGGGUUAUCGACUCAGCCAACUACUCGAACGCAGCAAUAAUCAACCUCGAACAUGGGACAGGUAUAAAAAAACAGCUGGGACUGAGUCCCUCGCAGUGGGCGUGGACGUUGUCUAUUUUCUCAUACAGCUACAUGAUAUUUGAACCGACAAAUACCUUGGCGAUGAAAGUAUUUUCGCCCUCGCGGUGGAUGUUCGUGCUCAUCCUCGGCUGGGGCAUAUCUGCUUGUUCAUCAUCCGCGGCUCAAGAUUUCAAAGGUAUGAUGUGCGUUCGCUUUGCCAUCGGCAUGGCAGAGGCGGGUUUCUUUCCGGCUGUGCUGUACCACAUGGCUUUCUGGUACAAGCCUAGUGAGAUGCCGCAACGAAUUGCCAUCUUUUAUUCCGUUGGACAGCUUUCUCCGGCCGUGAGCGGUCUGCUUGCCUACGCCAUCGGAUUCAUGGACGGGUUAGGAGGACUCGCUGGCUGGCGGUGGCUCUUUUUGAUAGAAGGUCUGCCGGCCAUUGUCCUCUCGGCCAUUGCGCUGUGGCUCCCUGACUACCCAGAGACGGCACGCAUGCUCACGGACAAGGAGCGGGUCACGCUCCAGGGUCGUCUCGCGCGGACUGCCCCGACGGGCAAGCAAGGUCACUGGGACUUCGAAUCUCUAAGAAAGCUCUUCAAAGAUCCAACCUUCUACACCUUUUCCGUUUACUGGAUCUGUCAUGGAAUCGGAGGAUUUGGGAUCGGGACCGCACUGCCCACGGUCAUUUACGAGCUGGGAUUUACAACAACAUCCAACUCGCAGUUGAUGAACAUACCUCCAUAUGUUUCUGCCUUCGUAUUCCUCAACAUUGUUGGUUACUUUCUACAUAGGAAAGCCAUCAGGCCAUGGACGACCGCGGUAGCGAUUGAGUCGACGAUCAUCCUUUGCUACAUCGUUCUCUUCACCGUCCAUAAUGUAGUGGCGAGAUAUAUAUUUCUGAUCAUCGCCGUGUCGUGUGCUGGAUCGGCAUAUCCGGUGAUAUGGCCCGAACGUAUCCGAGAUCUCGAGGGGACCGUUGGAUCAGGGCUCGGUAUCGGGUGGACGAAUGCGAUGGCCCAGUUUAGCGGUAUCGCGGGUCCUCAUGUUUUUAGCACGGUGUUUGGUCCGACAUACCACGUAUCAUAUGGGAUCUGUCUUGGUUUUCUGAGCGUAGGAAUUGCAUCGAUACUUAUUUCAUGGCUUCUCGUUCGGCGAAAGGAUCGGAAGAGGCGAGUAGAACAGGUUUGA